CGUGGCGCGGAACCGGCACGGCGUGCGGUAGGGUGAACGCGCAGCCGGGCCCUUGGCUCAGUGCUCAGACCUACUCUCCAGGACUCCAGCUCUGCCUACAACAGGAACCAUGUCGGCCCUCAGCGCCCUCUUCAAAUAUGUGGAUGAGAACCAGGAUCGCUACAUCAAGAAACUGGCGGACUGGGUGGCCAUCCAGAGUGUGUCUGCAUGGCCCGAGAAGAGAGGUGAGAUCAAGAAGAUGAUGGACGUAGCAGCUGCAGACAUUCGGCAGCUGGGCGGCUCUGUGGAACUGGUCGACAUUGGGAACCAGAAGCUCCCCGACGGCUCUGAGAUCCCCCUGCCCCCCAUCCUGCUGGCCACCCUGGGCUCUGACCCAAAGAAGAAGACUGUCUGCAUCUAUGGGCACCUAGAUGUGCAGCCUGCGGCGCUGGAGGAUGGCUGGGACAGUGAGCCCUUCACGCUGGUGGAGCGUGACGGUAAGCUCUACGGCAGGGGUAGCACCGAUGACAAGGGCCCAGUGGCUGGCUGGCUCAACGCCCUGGAGGCUUUCCAGAAGACAGGCCAGGACAUUCCUGUUAACAUCCGCUUCUGCCUGGAAGGCAUGGAGGAGUCAGGCUCCGAGGGCCUGGAUGAGCUCAUCAUGGCGCGGAAGGAUACGUUCUUCAAAGAUGUCGACUAUGUGUGCAUUUCCGACAACUACUGGCUGGGCAAGAAGAAGCCCUGCAUCACCUACGGACUCCGAGGCAUCUGCUACUUUUUCAUCGAGGUGGAAGGCAGCGACAGAGACCUCCAUUCUGGGGUGAAUGGCGGCUCAGUUCAUGAGGCCAUGACCGACCUCAUCGCUCUCAUGGGUUGCCUGGUGGACAAUAAGGGGAAGAUUCUCAUCCCGGGCAUCAAUGAGGCAGUGGCCCCAGUCACAGAUGAGGAGCUGAAGCUGUACGAGCAGAUCGACUUCGACCUGCAGGAGUACGCCCGGGAUGUGGGCGCGGAAACGCUGCUGCAUGCCUCCAAGACAGACUUGCUCAUGCACCGCUGGCGCUUUCCAUCCUUAUCGCUCCAUGGCAUCGAAGGUGCCUUCUCGGGUUCAGGCGCCAAGACCGUCAUUCCCCGCAAAGUGGUCGGCAAGUUCUCCAUCCGGCUGGUGCCCAACAUGACCCCGGAGGUGGUCAGCAAACAGGUCAUAACCUACCUGAAUAAGAAGUUCUCCGAGCUGGGCAGCCCCAACAAUUUCAAGGUGUACAUGGGACACGGGGGGAAGCCCUGGGUGUCCGACUUCAAUCACCCACACUACAUGGCCGGGAGGCGAGCUCUGAAGACAGUGUUCGGCGUGGAGCCCGACCUGACCCGAGAGGGUGGCAGCAUCCCGGUGACAUUGACCUUCCAGGAGGCCACGGGCAAGAACGUCAUGCUGCUGCCUGUGGGCUCGGCUGACGAUGGCGCCCACUCGCAGAAUGAGAAGCUCAACAGGCACAACUACAUCGAAGGUACCAAGAUGCUGGCAGCCUACCUGUACGAGGCGUCUCUGCUGAGUGACUGAAUGUCCAGCUCCCUGGCCCACUCCAUCCCAUCCACUCAGAUGUCAUCAGGUCACCAGGAAGGACCGUGGGCAGCUUCAAGGAGGCCACGCCCUAUGGAAGGUUCUGUUUCUUCACAGGAAAGGGCCUGUCUCACUGUCCUCUGCUCUGGCCUGUCUGCCUGACUCAGGUCUCGCCCUUUCGUGGUGGACUCGCCCCUGCCCAGCUGCUGCCUCCUGUACCCUUUAAUGGCCCACCCAGGCUCAAGUGCGAGUACUUGGGGCUUGGUCACUGCUCAAUAAACGUGGCCAGCCUGGCUAUUGCUCU
Messenger RNA from Suncus etruscus (white-toothed pygmy shrew), 1841 nucleotides. RefSeq names its product carnosine dipeptidase 2 (gene CNDP2). The record is from RefSeq and is a predicted model, not a curated record. Bases 110 to 1537 code for a protein of 475 amino acids. Gene Ontology annotation, biological process: proteolysis. The transcript has 12 exons. Gene Ontology annotation, cellular component: cytosol. Lineage: Eukaryota; Metazoa; Chordata; Mammalia; Eulipotyphla; Soricidae. Gene Ontology annotation, molecular function: metallodipeptidase activity.